AUGGAGUGGAGUGUGUUUGUCCUGGUGUUGUCGUUUAGCCCACUGCACACGGUCCACGCGGAUUGUGCCAAUUGGUGUUCGACAUGUAACUCCGUCCUGGACAGCUCUAUCAAACCAUUGACCUGCACUUUAGAGUGUGAAGGGGUAGUGCUUUCUACCAAUGAGUGGGAAAAAUGUGACAAAGCAUUUCACUCCUACAAGCCUGACCAUUUUGGCAUUGUGGAUGAAGCCCUUCUUGACCUAGGCACUGAUGGAAAGGAAGAUGAGAGUGCAGAGACACAGUUUGGAAAACAGCGCAAUCGUCUUGGUAAUCAUGAUGGGGGCUUCUUGAAGAUCGACAAGAGCAGAAUUAAUGCCAAACAAUUAGCCCAACAAAAUGGUUACAAUGGACAAAAUCUGAAAUAUGGAGGGAAUCUGCCAAUGUUUGGUGACCGGGAUGCCACUGAAUUAGAGAAGAAUACUCAGGAACUUGCAGCUGCAAUGGAGAAUCUACUGGGAAAAAGUAGUGUCAGCCCCAACACCCAAGAGGAAAAGCGUUAUGGAGGAUUCAUGAAAGGCUUUGGUUUCAAGAGAAAUGCAGAACUUGGUGAUGAAGAAGAUCAAAAUAUGGAGCUGCAAAAGAGAUAUGGGGGUUUCAUGAGAAGAAUUGGUAGACCAAGAUAUAAAUGGGAUAAUCAAAAAAGAUAUGGUGGCUUCCUGAGGCGCCAUUUCCGGGUUUCAGUGAGGUCAGAUGAUGGUGAUGCAAAUGAUUAUUCUGAAGAGAAUUCAGACUUCUAA
Hemiscyllium ocellatum (epaulette shark) is the source of this 777-nucleotide messenger RNA. RefSeq names its product prodynorphin (gene pdyn). Lineage: Eukaryota; Metazoa; Chordata; Chondrichthyes; Orectolobiformes; Hemiscylliidae. The transcript has 2 exons. Gene Ontology annotation, molecular function: opioid receptor binding. The record is from RefSeq and is a predicted model, not a curated record. The coding region runs from base 1 to 777 and encodes 258 amino acids. Gene Ontology annotation, cellular component: neuronal cell body; plasma membrane; axon terminus. Gene Ontology annotation, biological process: sensory perception; neuropeptide signaling pathway; chemical synaptic transmission.